Globicephala melas (long-finned pilot whale) is the source of this 5206-nucleotide messenger RNA. It is a transcript of the gene POLR2M, whose product is annotated as RNA polymerase II subunit M. Gene Ontology annotation, biological process: transcription elongation by RNA polymerase II; maintenance of ER location; intracellular signal transduction. Gene Ontology annotation, cellular component: nucleus; nuclear envelope; intracellular anatomical structure. Gene Ontology annotation, molecular function: transcription elongation factor activity. The record is from RefSeq and is a predicted model, not a curated record. NCBI's taxonomy places the organism in Eukaryota, Metazoa, Chordata, Mammalia, Artiodactyla, Delphinidae.
GACUGUUCUUCCGGGAAAAUGGCGACUCCCGCUCGUUCGCCGGAGUCCCCGCCGGCCGCGGAUCCGCCGCCAGCAGCAGGGGCUGCCGAGGACGCCGAGUGCCCGCCGCCUCGCCAGCCUCAGCCCCCGCAGAAUGUUCUCGCUGCCCCGCGGCUUCGAGCCCCAAGCUCCCGAGGACUUGGGGCAGCGGAGUUUGUCGGAGCUGCGGGAAAUGUUGAAGCGCCAGGAGAGACUUUUGCGCAACGUAAAAUUCAUUUGCAAAUUGCCCGACAAAGGUAAAAAGAUCUUAGACUCCGUCGCCAAACUGAAAGCUGCCAUUGCAGAACGUGAAGAAGUUAGAGGAAGAAGUGAACUCUUUCAUCCCAUUAGUGUAGACUGUAAGGAGAGGCAAAAAGCGAUUACAGUUGUUGAUGGGGACACAGAUAAGGCCCGGAAUUCUGACCAGAUACUUGAUACUUCAUCACCAGUUCCUGGCUGUUCCUCUGUAGCUAACAUCACAUCAUCUCAGACAACCUCACAACAACAGGGACUGGCACGUCCGACUCUCGGAGGCGAUGCUGAGGCCCCUGAGGCUGAACACACAGUGAGCGAACGCCCAGCUUCCAGCAUCAGAACUGCCACGCCUUCCUCAUCUGCAGCUAGUGAGCCCCUCACUCAGCAUCGUGCUUCAAGUCAAGUGGAGGAUCAUCCUAGCAGCUCGGACGACCUGUUUAUUGAUAGAUUACAAAGGAUCACCAUUGCAGACCCCGUUGAACACCACUCAGAAGAAAACCAGAGUCCUGAGAACUUGGCUGGCCUUUGCAGUGGGCUGCAGAAGAAGCCUCAUUACAUGGAAGUGCUAGAAAUGCGAGCCAAAAACCCCAUGCCCCUACAGCAUAAAUUUAAAACCAAUGUCUUACCUUCACAUCAACGUGAUUCGUUGAGUCCUUGUCAGAGGAGGGGGUCUCCUGUCUCCUCAGAAGAGAGACGGCACAGGGACAGGAAGCAUCUCGAUGACAUCACAGCAGCCCGGCUUCUGCCACUCCACCACAUGCCUACACAGCUGCUCUCCACAGAAGAGUCGCUGGCACUUCAGAAACAGCAGAAACAGAGUUAUGAGGAGAUGCAAGCCAAGCUCGCAGCACAAAAAUUAGCUGAAAGACUGAAUAUUAAAAUGCAGAGCUAUAAUCCAGAAGGGGAGUCUUUGAGGAAGUACCAAGAAGUAAGGGAUGAAGGCGAUGAUCAGUCCUCCAAUGACGAAUUCUGAAGAUGGGCAUUUGGAUCUUCUCCUAAAUCUCUGCCUGUUGAGAUCUCAUUAUCUUACAUCAAACUUUCUAACAAGUAUCAAGAUCAGUGUCAGACAUGGUUGAGAGAAAGUUUUGUCAAGCUACAACAAGGAAGCUAUAAAAAUAGCCCACUUUCAGAAGUUAACUUUCAUGUGCUUGAAGAGUUUAUUAUUUGAAUAUUGUGUUUAAUCACAUUAUAUUAAACUUUUGCAGUAUGUCGUGUGUUGGUCUGAUAUUUUAGCAUAUAGUAGAGCACAUUUUUUUCUCUAAGCCAAAUGAAAGCAGGUGAUUAACUGCUUUUUUCUUUAUACUUACCUCUACCAAAUAGCAUUUAUUACAUGUCUUUCAGUGAAUUAUUUAGUUGUCCCAGGCAUCACCUAAAAUGAAUUACAAAAAUAUAGUUCUCUCCUUUUUUGAGUAAUGAAGGGAGCAAUCUAGAGAAUUUUGUGCAUGUUGCAUGGGGCUGUUACAGGAUUGGAUGUGAAAUACCAAGGAAGACACUCAUAGAAAAUGCUUAAAACGUUUGUUUCCUUCUGUUUUCCCUUAGGAAAAAUGUUUUCUUUCUUCUGGUUAGGAAUAAGGGGUACUUUUAGUUGACGCUGGAGGGUGGAUGGUCUUUCUAGGUGACCAGAUUUGUCUGGAGUAACAUGAGGAACAGGAAGAGUCUAAGAUGACUGAUGUACGUGAAGGGAGUAGCUGUUCAUAGGCCUGGCCUGACUUGACUUCAUUGUUCUAACAGAUGAUAGGUUCAGUUUGAUAAGAAAACCAAAAAUUUUUUUAAAGCUACCAUUGGUUUGUUAUCAAUAUGUUGCUUUUCCGCCCCCCCCCCGAUGAGGGUUAUGUACACUGCAGAAACCUCAAUCUCAUAUAUAUGCAAUUUUAAAGGACGAUGGUUGUCUCCAGAGAAAUUAACACGUUAUCAAAGUUUUCUUUGUCUAAUAUGUUGGCGCCUUUAAACACUGUUGAAAGAAUAAAAUAUUAAUUAGAGCAACUUCAAAAUGCUAAUAGUGAUGUUUUACUGGUGCUUAAUUAAAUGUAACUUAACUUUAAAGGAGACUUUGUUUAUGAAAUUUGAUCAAGAAUACAUUUAGGCAGAUGUACAUGUGAUAGGAAGGGCUCAGUUCUAUGUCAUGUCCUUCCAGGAAUGGCUACUGUUUUCCAUCUCCCUUUUGCCCUCCUCCCAACAAAAAGCAAGUAGAAAUACGCUGAGCAAACAAUUCCAUUAUUUUUAGUUUUUAAAACUAAUUGUAAAUGAUUUCACAUCCUAAAGUUAUUUGAUGCUCCUUCUUUAUAGAAUGAAUACAUGUUAUUUCUGGAAAGCUGGAUCAUGGGAGGGAUCACAUGCACAUACACACAGUCCCCCUGUAGUCCUACCACUGAGAGGGGGCCUCUGUUAACAUUUGGGUACGUGUACAUACCUUUCUAUGCAUAGCUAUACAAUUCUAUUUUCAAUAAUACAAUCAUACACUGGUUAACAGUCUGCUCUAUACACUGUAAACAUUUUCACAUACUAAAUAUUUUGCAUUUUAGAUAGCUGCAGGAUAUUCCAUUUUAUGGGUGUACUAUAACUUUUAAAAUCAACUUGUUGGUAAGUGAGGAAAACUGAGGAAUAGUAGUAGGUUUCCAUAUCUAGCAAGGGAAGGAAUCAGGCCUCAAACUCAAGCAAUCAUCCAACUCCAAAGCCAAUGCUCUUCACCAAUGAAUGUUUACCCUGAGAAUGACCCCCAGAAGACAAAAUGAUAUCAACAAACUGACUGGAGAGGAACCAAGAUGGCGGAGUAGAAGGAUGUGCUCUCACUCCCUCUUGCAAGAACACCAAAAUCACAACUAGCUGCUGGACAAUCAUCGACAGGAAGACACUGGAACUCACCAAAAAAGAUACCCCACAUCCAAAGACAAAGGAGAAGCCACAAUGAGAUGGUAGGAGGGGCACAAUCACAGUAAAAUCAAAUCCCAUAACUGCUGGGUGGUUGACUCACAGACUGGAGAACACUUAUACCACAGAAGUCCACCCACUGGAGUGAAGGUUCUGAGCCCCACAUCAGCCUUCCCAACAUGGGGGUCUGGCAACGGGGGGAGGAAUUCCUAGAGAAUCAGACUUUGAAGCCUAGUGGGAAUUGACUGCAGGACUUCGACAGGACUGGGGUAACAGAGAAUCCACUCUUGGAGGGCACUCACAAAGUAGUGUGCACAUCGGGACCCAGAGGAAGGAGCAAUGACCCCAGAGGAGACUGAACCAGACCUACCUGCUAGUGUUGGAGGGUCUCCUGCAGAGGCAGGGGUGGCGGCACUGUGGCUCACUGUGGGGACAAGGACACUGGCAGCAGAAGUUCUGGGAAGUACUUGGCGUGAGCCCUCCGAGAGUCUGUCAUUAGCCCCACCAAAGAGCCCAGGUAGGCUCCAGUGUUGGGGUGCCUCAGGCCAAACAACCAACAGGGAGGGAACCCAGCCCCACCCAUCAGCAGACAAGCAGAUUAAAAUUUUACUGAGCUCUGCCCACCAGAGCAACACCCAGCUCUAUCUACCACCAGUCCCUCCCAUCAGGAAGCUUGCACAAGCCUCUUAGAUAGCCUCAUCCACCAGAGGGCAGACAGCAGAAACAAGAAGAACUACAAUCCUGCAGCCUGUGGACAAAAACCACAUUCACAGAAAGAUAGACAAGAUGAAAAGGCAGAGGGCUAUGUACCAGAUGAAGGAACAAGAUAAAACCCCAGAAAAACAACUAAAUGAAGUGGAGAUAGGCAACCUUCCAGAAAAAGAAUUCAAAAUAAUGAUAGUGAAGAUGAUCCAGGACCUUGGAAAAAGAAUGGAGGCAAAGAUUGAGAAGAUGCAAGAAAUGUUUAACAAAGACCUAGAAGAAUUAAAGAACAAACAAACAGAGAUGAACAAUACAAUAACUGAAAUGAAAACUACACUAGAAGGAAUCAAUAGCAGAAUAACUGAGGCAUUAGAACGGAUAAGUGACCUGGAAGACAGAAUAGUGGAAUUCACUGCCACAGAACAGAAUAAAGAAAAAAGAAUGAAAAGAAAUGAAGACAGCCUAAGAGACCUCUGGGACAACAUUAAAUGCAACAACGUUCACAUUAUAGGGGUCCCAGAAGGAGAAGAGAGAGAGGAAGGACCUGAGAAAAUAUCUGAAGAGAUUAUAGUCGAAAACUUCCCUAACAUGGGAAAGGAAAUAGCCACCCAAGUCCAGGAAGCGCAGAGAGUCCCAGGCAGGAUAAACCCAAGGAGAAACAUGCCAAGACACAUAGUUAUCAAAUUGGCAAAAAUUAAAGACAAAAAUUAUUGAAAGCAGCAAGGGAAAAAACGACAAAUAACAUACAAGGGAACUCCCAUAAGGUUAACAGCUGAUUUCUCAGCAGAAACUCUACAAGCCAGAAGGGAGUGGCCUGUGGUAUUUAAAGUGAUGAAAGGGAAGAACCUACAACCAAGAUUACUCUACCUGGCAAGGACCUCAUUCAGAUUCGAUGGAGAAAUCAAAAGCUUUACAGACAAGCAAAAGCUAAGAGAAUUCAGCACCACCAAACCAGCUCUACAACAAAUGCUAAAGGAACUUCUCUAAGUGGGGAACACAAGAGAAGAAAAGGAUCUACAAAAACAAACCCCAAACAAUUAAGAAAAUGGUCAUAGGAACACACAUAUUGAUAAUUACCCUAAACGUGAAUGGAUUAAAUGCUCAAAACAAAAGACACAGGCUUGCUGAAUGGAUAUAAAAACAAGACCCAUCUAUAUGCUGUCUAUAAGAGACCCACUUCAGACCUAGGGACACAUACAGACUCAAAGUGAGGGGAUGGAAAAAGAUAUUCCAUGCAAAUGGAAAUCAAAAGAAAACUGGAGUAGCUAUACUCAUAUCAGAUAAAAUAGACUUUACAAUAAAAAAUGGUACAAGAGACAAGGAAGGACACUACAUAAUGAUCAAGGGAUCAAUCCAAGAAGAA